Aplosporella prunicola CBS 121167 is the source of this 3051-nucleotide messenger RNA. RefSeq lists its product as uncharacterized. Gene Ontology annotation, biological process: regulation of DNA-templated transcription. The coding region runs from base 1 to 3051 and encodes 1016 amino acids. Lineage: Eukaryota; Fungi; Ascomycota; Dothideomycetes; Botryosphaeriales; Aplosporellaceae. Gene Ontology annotation, molecular function: histone acetyltransferase activity. The record is from RefSeq and is a predicted model, not a curated record. The transcript is spliced from 6 exons.
AUGGCCACCGAGCCUAGCAGGCUCAUGGGCCAAAACAUGGGCAAUCAUGUCGAGGAUGAAGACAGCGAAAUGGACGCCGAGCAUGACGAGGAUGUCGACAUGAUCCAGGCUGCGCCCGUCGUGAGCCAGGAGCUCGAAGGCUCGGAUAUGGAUGCUGAAGGCGAAGAAGUUGAUGCCGAAGGCGAGGAGGUUGACGAAGAAGAAGAAGAAGCUACCACCGCACCUGUGGCAGCCGUCGAGAUGCCCGCAUCAGACAUUGUGCGCGAAGAUGACGGCGACGCAGAUGCCGACGCGGACGGGGACGAAGACGCCGCCGUCGAGCCAUCUUCCGAAGACCCCAAGUCUAGCGAAAGCGAAGCAGACUCAGGCAGCGAUUCCGAAUCGGAUGCCGUGAACGAAUGGGAGGGACAGAGCGAUACGGCCGAAGAGGCAGAGGCCGAAAUUGUGGAUCGCAAUUGCUGCGUCUUCUGUGGGGAAGACGAAGAGCACGAUCCAAGCGAGGAAUUCGAAGAGUAUCUGGCCUGCCUAGUGUGCGGCGACAACGCUCAUCGGCAAUGUGCCCGUAACGCUAACUCGCUCAAGACCGACGAUGAUGCCGAAAAUUGGCGCUGCACGUCUUGCGUUGAAAAUGGUCUUCAAGUAGACGACCAAGAGACUCCUCGUCCUCUGUCGAGGCGACGUUCAUCGGCGCAGAAGCUCACAAGAGACCUUCUGCCGCCUACCCGUGGUGCAAACGACCCGGAAGCUCACUCUGUCUUCAACACUCUAAUCCACCCAGAUGAUCCCAUGGAUGGCUCCCGCUCUCUGCGGAAGCGCAAAGCCGAUUCCGAGGAGCAAGCGCUCCCCGUGCGUUCGACCAGGAAGCGACGCCUCUCGUCUCAGCCGGCGACCGCGUCUGAGAAUGAAGAUGACGACUUUGAUGAGGACGGAUCAUCACCAAACGCCAUACACGUCGCAUCAAAACCAGUUGCGGUUGAUACGCAAGCUGCUGACUCUGAUGACGAGGGAUCGCAGGUUGUUCGUUCAUCGCGGCGUACCCGUCCCCGACGGUCCAUCUCCCAGAAAGUUGGUCGGCCUAGCGCCACAAUCCUUACGUCCAAUAGCAGGCAACUUGUCGUCGCUUUUAUGAAUCUCGAUCCUACGAAAUUGUCAGAGGUUCUCAGUUCAACCAUGAAGCAAAAGAAGCGGCGUGCUCGCGAUCGUGCUAGGAGAGCUGAGAAGGUAUCUGUCGCGCAAGCCGAGUCUGAGCCAUCUCACUAUCCCGCCAUACAAACAAAUUUCACGGGCUUUUUUGGCUUUCCGGAUCGCGAAAUGGACGAAUCGAAGCAAAAACCCUAUGGUGGUAUCCUAUCCGAGACUGAAGCUGAUACUAGCAAGACCUUUCCUCAAACCGUGGACAGGAAGCGCUUUGAGACUGCACGGUUAAAAGCAGAAGAUGAUUGGAGGAACAAGAUUGCUGCCGCCAACGUGACUCAAGAGAAUUCUCGCACCCCGAAGGUCUCUGGGCCUCCAAGCAAGAUAAAAUGCAUCAAUUUCGGCGGUUAUGAAAUCGACACCUGGCACGCUGCACCCUAUCCGGAAGAGUACAGUCGGAACAAAGUGCUUUACAUCUGCGAAUUUUGUCUCAAGUACAUGAACUCUGAUUAUGUUGCUUGGAGACACAAGCUCAAAUGUCCUGCUAGACACCCCCCAGGUGACGAAAUCUAUCGCGAUGACAAGUACUCCUUCUUCGAAGUAGACGGACGUAAGAACCCCGUUUACUGCCAGAAUCUUUGCUUGUUGGCAAAAUUAUUCCUAGGAUCCAAGACCCUGUACUACGACGUAGAGCCAUUCCUCUUUUACGUGAUGACCGAGACGGACAGCUAUGGCUGUCAUUUUGUUGGUUAUUUCUCGAAAGAGAAGAGACCUAGCAGCCUGAACAACGUCUCCUGCAUCCUGGUGCUCCCUAUCCACCAACGGAAAGGCUUCGGACAUAUGCUCAUCGAGUUUUCUUAUCUCCUUACCCGGGUCGAAAAGAAGACUGGUUCUCCGGAGAAGCCGCUGUCUGACAUGGGUCUCGUGUCUUACCGCAGCUACUGGCGUUUGAUCCUGUGCUACCAUCUACUCGACAGGAAGAAGCCCAUAAGCAUUGCCAAUAUAUCCGAGGAGACAGGCAUGACGGCUGACGACAUUGUUUCGGCUCUGGAAGGUCUGCGUGCUCUUGUCAGAGACCCAACAACCAAGACGUAUGCGCUCAGACUGGACUAUGACUUCCUCAAACACUACAUCGGGAAGUUUGAGGCUAAGAACUACCCUCAGAUCAAGCCAGAGCGGCUAGUAUGGACACCUUAUGUGAUGGGCCGUAGUAAUCUGUCUCACUACGACGAAGGCCCGCCACUGCAGACCAUAGCACAGCGCGAGGGUGAGGAUGAUGAUGAGCAGGCCGCGCCUGAAGAAGGGGUACAAAUGACUGAGGCGGAAGCAAACCCUCAACCGAAUGGACAUGGCCCUGAACAAACCGCAGAGGGUGUCGCGGCUAAGGAGGCUUCUGGGUCGACCUCCGCCCCUUCCACGCCGCAACCCAAUGGUGUUUCUCAGACCAUGAUGACGCCCCGUCCAGCUUCCGGCAUACCACCAACUCGCUUCGAAGUGUUCCCUCCCAUCCCUGGGGUUACCACAACAGCCAAGAAGCGGGGAAGACCUUUCAUGUCAAGUGGCAGACGCAACGUAACUCCCGUUCGGAGAGGCGGUAAAUUGUUGGGAAUGGGCCCCGAGACACCUCUUUCCGGCAACGGCCAGCCUGCCCAACCACCUACAACGGCAAGGCGAACGCGGAGCAAGCUUGGGGAAGUUGUUGUUAAUGGUUUUGAUGGAGCCGUCGAAGAAGAGGAUGAUAAAGAAGAAUCUGAUUUGAUAGAAGUUGGCAAGGCCAAGUCCAAGUCGUCCAAAUCGGCCAAGUCAGACACCGAAGACGAGACACUAGAUAAGAAAGGCAAGGGCAAGGCUGUUGAAGAGGAUGAAGAUGGUGAUGGAGAUGUGGACGCCAUAGGAGAGGAUGAUCCCGAUGUUUGA